Messenger RNA from Gadus chalcogrammus (walleye pollock), 4744 nucleotides. It is a transcript of the gene tbc1d5, whose product is annotated as TBC1 domain family, member 5. Lineage: Eukaryota; Metazoa; Chordata; Actinopteri; Gadiformes; Gadidae. The record is from RefSeq and is a predicted model, not a curated record. Gene Ontology annotation, biological process: activation of GTPase activity. Gene Ontology annotation, molecular function: GTPase activator activity. The transcript is spliced from 23 exons. Bases 170 to 2884 code for a protein of 904 amino acids.
ACAUCCGCCUGACUCGCCUGUGUUUACAAAUCAGCAGACACGGCAACACGACGGAAUGGCGAGACCUGCGUGAUUCAUACAGGUAGCUGGACUUACGAUAAGAACGAUUCCAUCAUUCGACUGAGGGGAAUCCCAACGCUCUCUCUGACGGUCCUGCUGGGUCGCAGACAUGCAGCACCCAAACUUCGAGACCCACCACCCGCUGCAGACCAGUGAGCAGCAGGAGACGGGCUUUGACCCACUGCACAACUUCAACCAGAACCACCGGGGAUCUCUGGACAGCAGUACUUACUCCCAGUCCCAGGCGACCUUCCUCUCGUAUAGGAGAGAGUGGGACGACCUGUUCCUCAACAGUAACUACCUGGCCAGGACGCGGCAGGCUGGCCUCAGCGGGCGUCUCCGUAGCAGCCGCUUCCGCAGUGUGUGCUGGAAGUUGUAUUUGGAGGUGCUUCCUGAAGACAAGGGGGAGUGGAUCAACAGAAGCAAGGAGGUGCGUGCCCAGUAUGAGAAGAUCAAAGAGAAGCACAUCACCAACCCACGUAAGGCCGCGGGUCAGCAGGACCUGGUAGUGAACAACCCCCUCUCCCAAGACGAAGGGAGCCUGUGGAACAAGUUCUUCCAGGACAAGGAGCUGAGGAGUAUGAUCCGGCAAGAUGUGAUGAGAACGUUCCCCGAGAUGCGUUAUUUCCAGGAGGAGGAUGUGAGGACCAUGCUUACAGACAUCCUCUUCUGCUACGCCAGGGAGAACGAACAGUUACUGUACAAGCAGGGCAUGCACGAGUUGCUGGCUCCCAUCGUGUUUGUGUUGCACUGCGACCACCAGGCUUUCCAGCAUGCCAGUGAGACGGCCAACCCCAGCGAGGAGAUGAUGACUCUGCUGGACCCUAACUACCACGAGCACGACUCCUAUGCCAUGUUUUCCCAGCUGAUGGAGACGACGGAACCCUGGUUCUCCAGCUUUGAGAGGCAGAUCAGGAAGGGGAAGGGAGAGAUGCUGACCACCAUCCCGUUUGCCCGGCCUCAGGACACCGGCCCCUCUGUUGCCAUAGUGACCAAAGUCAACCGUAUCCAGGACCAGCUUGUGAAGAAGCACGAUGUGGAGCUGCACAUGCACGUCAACCGGCUGGAGAUUGCCCCCCAGAUCUAUGGCAUCCGGUGGGUGCGUCUGCUCUUCGGCCGGGAGUUCCCCCUGCAGGACCUGCUGGUGGUGUGGGACGCGCUGUUCGCAGACAGCAUCACCCUGGACCUGGUGGACUACAUCUUCGUGGCCAUGCUGCUCUACAUCCGAGACGCGCUGAUUGCUAGCAACUUCCAGACCUGCCUGGGCCUUCUUAUGCACUACCCUCCCAUCGGAGACAUCCAUUCACUGCUCCACAAGGCCCUGUUCCUCCGAGAUCCCAAGAACAAUCCGCGGCCCUUCAACUAUCAGUUCCAACAGAACCUGGACUACUACAAGACGAGGGGAGCGGACCUGGUCAACAAGACCCGCGCCCCCGGCAGUGCCAAAGCGCCCCCCCUCAACAUCAACAAGGUGUCCAGCAGCCUGCUCAACUUUGGCAGGAAGCUCAUCUCCCCGGCCGUCCAGGGCAGCCCGGCCGUCUUCUCGCCCAUCAACACCGAGGUGCACUCCUCCUCCUUCACCGCCGCCGCCGCCGCGCCUCCCGUCUUCUCCUCCUCCUCCACCCCGGGGCCCAUGCAGCCGCCUCCGCCCCGCCCCCUGCUGGAGACGCUCAACAGCCAGGGCCCGGAGCAGCACCCGCGCCUGCUCAAGUCAGAGAGCAUGCCCGCGCACCUCAGCAAAGAUGUAGUUUCAGGCGACACGUCACAGGAAACUCUCCCAGUUCAGAAUUACAAUGACACACAAGGGCAACGGUCCAGGGCGGUGAGCUCCUCCCCCAGCGUGGAGAGCCUGGGCAUCGGGGGGCGGGGUCACAGCACGGCCUCCCCUCCCCUCCCGCCCUCCAGGGGGAGCGACGCCAGCGCCGCCUCCCCGCCGCUCUCUGCCAGCAGGAAGGAGUCCUUCUUCAACAUCACGCGCUCGCGCUCCCACAGCAAGAGCAUGGGCAAGAAGGACAACGAGGAAGAUUUGGAGGCCCAGGUGUCCUUCCUACAGGGCCAGAUCAACGACCUGGAGGCCAUGAGCAAGUACUGUGCCAAGAUGAUGAACACGCACAUCUGUAAGAUCCAGGACGUGAUUCUACAGGAACACAUAGAGAAGGAAGAUGAGGUGCUGGUGUCCCUGGCUGGACUCAAGCAGAUCAAAGACAUCCUCAAGGGGGCGCUGCGCUUCAACCAGAGCCAGCUGGAGGCUGAGGAGAAUGAGGAGAUCUCCAUCGCUGACGACCACUACACCACAGCCUCCAACGCCGCCGCCGCCGCCGCUGCUGCCGCCGCCGCUGCCUCUGCUGCCACCGCCACCGGCGAACGACCACCCACCAGCAGUCUACCAGGCCGCGAGUCGGAGCGCGACCGCAGCCUGAGCGUGGAAGACAAAGAGGAAGAGGCGGAGGAGGAAGAGGAAGAAGAGAAGGAGGAGGGGAAGGAUCCACAGGUCCAUACGCCACAAGAAAAACAGGUGGCGCCACCAGCAGCUCCAGAGGGGAAGCACUUUGACGACUACAUCCUGGUGUCCCAGGAGGGAGAACUGCCGGCGCCGGUCGGGGGCAGCGCCCGGGGGGGGGACAUCGGCGAAGGAGGAGGCGGAUCCACGCCUCCCGUCAGGAGGGGGCGGGGCUCGGUGCGUCUGGAGCCCGAGGGCUUGGCCGGGGGCUUCCAGGACCCCCUGAUCGCCUGCGUGGUCACCUCUGGCUCCUCCAGCCCAGACGAGGGCUCCACCAACAGCAAAGACUCUGACUUCACCAUCGUCAACCCAAAUGAUCUGUGAACGCGCCGCGCGCUCGGAGGACGCUCUCCCCCCUUCACCCGCGGUAAAGAAUACAAACUUGCACCUGUGGACUAAAGACACUUUCCUAGCUUCGUUAGAUCAGCCACUUUGCCAUCGAUACCUUAUAACCUAUCCCCCUCUCUCUCUCUCUCUCUCGUUGUUCUUUUUAUUAUUCUCUGACCUGAGGCUGUACGCUAUCUACAUUUACCUACCGUAGGCCUGUCCUCUCCCUCUAUGCUUAGGCUUCCUCUGGCAACCAUCUAACCUCACUCAUCCCAUGACUUUUAACCGUAGCGCCAUUUUCUGUCAGCAGGGGUCGCCAACAGACCACGUUACUGUGUCUCGAUGCCGUUGCGCUCCAAACUUCACGUUAAGAACUGGGAGUCAAAGCUCCCCAGUACUUGCCAUAAGCCAACUGUACUAAUUGCAAAAUCUCUGGCUGUCCCCGAGUGCGGAGACAUAGCCAAUAUUCUGUCUCUGUAAUGUCUGUCAUUGUAUGUGAAUGCGAGGGAAGACACUGUAUAUUGGAUUCUGGCCUCUUCUGUCUUUUUCUACCAGUGCCUCAAACUGUUUUUCACUCGACGCAACUAAACCCAAUGUUCUUAUGUUAACGUGUUUUUUUGGUUUUGUUUUUUAAGUCUAUUUUAAAUCCAUAGAACCACAUUUACGAGUUAUAAAUGAUUAAAAUAAGUGGUAGGGAAUAGGGUUGUCCUCGGUUUUUUUUACAUAGAUUCCAAUAGAAACGUUUUACCUGUUUUACUUUGUUCUGCUAUGUUUCUGCUCACCUGCAGUUAGCUAUGAAAGAAGUAUGCAUGGAGAAUGGCCCUCUUCGCUUACCAUCCAAUGUAAUUAAUUGUAGAUCAAUAAAAACAACAUCGCUAUUCCAUGUUUACUCUGCUUGGAGAAACGUUAUUUGUCCCACUUCUGUGGAUGUCUCAGCCCACAAAUCAAUGUAAAUGAUGAUCUCUUUGUAUGUAGUAAUAAUUGUAAAUUUAUGGAAAUAUAUGACAUUCCUCAACUUUGUCGAACUCCCACUGCAUUGUGGUAAAUGUCAAGGUAUUAAUGGGAAUGCAAAUGGAUGCAGCUCUGGGAUUAUGACCGACAAAUAAUUGAGAAUAAGAAUCACCAUUAAAACUGACUUGUAUACAAAGAUCACUUGUAUUGCGCUGGAUUUUGCCUUCUACAAACUGGUCAGUUAAGCAGUAAACCCUUUCCUGUAGAUUGAGUGACCACAAACUCAACAAUACUUAAAAGCUAGUUUAUUUCCGUACAGACUGGGUGCAGAUGAUGACAAUAUAACCUUUCACGUACACAUGACGGUACAUUGAACCAUUUAUCUAUUACAAAUAAGUUAUGUAUAUGUUCUUUGUCUACAAAAAAAUAGAAUAACUUGGUGACUGUGGGACAGCAAUCUCGAUCUCGGUGCAAGGUCUAGUUCCCCAUAGGCAGACCUCGGUAGAGGUCCUCAAUUUAUGUGAAUUUAGAAAAAAUAGAAUCAUUUGGUACCUUUUUUUUUGUUCAAUUAUUUUUUGUGCAACAAUUGGAUGCAACCCGAUAUCAAUGCAUUGAGAAACGUCACCAGAAAGUCACAUUUAUAAUAAUUUGCAUACUGUUAACCACAUUUUGUUCAGCCGAAACUAAAACCAGAGUGGUUUCACAUUGGAUUCCCGGCACAGUCUUUAAAAUGCUUGAUGCGGCUCACCCACUGAGAGUCUUAUGUGCCAGCUCUAACUCUUACAGCUGAGAGGGACUCAGACAGUGAACAUGUCAAAUCGCAAGUGGGAUCGCCACUUCUGAGACUUGUGUCGUUCUGAGCAUGGCCAGAAGGAUGACUUUGCCACUCCACUUUCUGUACUUGCU